Messenger RNA from Lithohypha guttulata, 1914 nucleotides. RefSeq lists its product as uncharacterized. Gene Ontology annotation, biological process: transmembrane transport. Lineage: Eukaryota; Fungi; Ascomycota; Eurotiomycetes; Chaetothyriales; Trichomeriaceae. The transcript has 5 exons. The record is from RefSeq and is a predicted model, not a curated record. Gene Ontology annotation, molecular function: transmembrane transporter activity. Bases 1 to 1914 code for a protein of 637 amino acids. Gene Ontology annotation, cellular component: membrane.
AUGCCUCUCGCAAAGGUCGACGACGAAGCCGUUGAGCACCAGCAAUACGAAAAAUCCAGUACUCCCUUCCGACGGGCUUCAAGCGCCACAUCAGCCACCCUACACGACGAGCAUGGACGACGACAACAACAACAGCGGAGACAGUCUUCCAGACAACCCUCAGUAGCAGCUUUGCUUCGCAACCCGCUGGCUGGAAUGGGCGAAACCGAAGUACUGAAAGACGUCGAUACAUUCAUUGAUUCUCGAGGCCUGCAGGAUCAGCGCGACACUUUUCAUAAAGGCGCUCUUCUCGCACGUGUGCAACAGCGGGAGGAUGGGUUCGAGUACGUCGAUACGAUAAGUGAGGAUGAGAAGGAGAUCUUGCGCCGGGAAAGGACUCACCGCUGGAGCCAGCCGUUCAAGUUGUAUUUUCUUGUUGUGCUUUGUGCUGGUAGUGCUAUUGUGCAGGGUAUGGAUCAAACUGCUGUCAACGGUGCACAGGUAUUCUAUUUCGAAGAGUUUGGUAUCACAAAUGAGUGGCAGCAGGGUCUACUCAAUGGUGCUCCUUACCUUUGCUCACUGCUGAUCGGAUGUUGGACCAACGCGCCUCUGAACAAGUACUUUGGACGUCGAGGCACAAUCUUCAUCUCCUGCAUCAUCUCUUUCGCAUCCUCCUUCUGGAUGGCCGCCGCAAACACCUGGUGGAACCUCCUCAUCGCGCGGUUUGCGCUCGGUCUGGCAGUCGGUGCCAAAUCCUCAACAACGCCAGUCUACGCAGCAGAAUCAGCACCGAAAAAUAUUCGAGGCGCACUGACUAUGAUGUGGCAAAUGUGGACCGCAUUCGGCAUUAUGCUCGGUUUCGUUGCCAGCGUUGCGUUCUCCGGAGUCUUUUUCCCAGGAACUCCAGGUCCUGAAGGGAAUGCUCAAUACGCACCGUGGCGCUGGAUGCUCGGGUCAACUGCAAUUCCACCGAUGUUUGUCUGCGCCCAGGUCUACUUCUGUCCCGAAUCGCCACGUUGGUACAUGGAAAAGGGGCGCUGGGACAAGGCGUUUCGUUCCUUUUGUGCAUUGCGUCUACACCCUGUUCAGGCUGCGCGUGAUAUGUAUUACUCAUUCAAGCUUCUCGAGGUUGAAGCUGCUCAACGAGAAGGCAAGAAUAGGCUGAAGGAGGUGUUCACUGUUAGGCGCAACCGCAGAGCUGCCCAAUCGGCUGCGUUUGUGAUGUACAUGCAACAAUUUUGUGGAGUGAUAGCAUACUACUCGACGACGAUAUUCGAGGACUCAGGGUUUUCGCGAAACAAUGCGUUGCUCGUCUCCCUCGGCACAGGUGCCGUCAACUUCCUCUUCGCCAUCCCUGCAAUUUAUACAAUCGAUACCUUCGGCCGCCGCAACCUGCUACUCUUCGGGUAUCCGUGCAUGGCUUUGUGUCUGCUCUGGACGGGGUUUAGCUUCUGGAUCCCGCAGGAAACACAGGAGACGGCGCGCUUAGGAAGUAUUGCCGCGGGUAUUUUCACCUUCAUGGCUGUUUACUCGCCUAGUUCUGGACCUGUUCCGUUCACAUAUUCUGCCGAGGCGUUCCCGUUGUAUAUCAGAGAUUUGGGAAUGAGUAUGGCCACUGCGACUUGCUGGGGUUUCAACUUUAUCAUCUCGCUGACCUGGCCGGCACUUGUCCGUGCCUUCCAGCCUCAGGGCGCGUUCGCCUGGUAUGCGUGCUGGAAUAUUGCUGCAGCGGUCUACUGUUAUUUCCUACUCCCGGAGACCAAGGCCCUUACCCUUGAAGAACUCGAUACUGUCUUCAACGUUGGAAAUCGGGAGCAUAGUAAGUAUUACUUGGAGAAGGCGCCGUACUAUUUCAAUAGGUUGAUGCGGAAGGACCAAGCCCCUUAUCCGCCGUUGUAUCAGAUCGGGGAGAGAAGCAAGGAGAACACAGGAUGA